This is a messenger RNA of Episyrphus balteatus (marmalade hoverfly), 5612 nucleotides long. It is a transcript of the gene Cka, whose product is annotated as striatin-3. The transcript has 6 exons. The record is from RefSeq and is a predicted model, not a curated record. Lineage: Eukaryota; Metazoa; Arthropoda; Insecta; Diptera; Syrphidae. Bases 639 to 2741 code for a protein of 700 amino acids. Gene Ontology annotation, molecular function: protein binding.
UUGAAUCCAGCAAAUUCGAAAAAAAAAGAAUACCUUCGUUAAAUUUUUCUCUUCGUGUGACAAAGGCGAGUUUUUAACAUUCGAACGGAUAGAAAGUUUUCAUUUUCAGUCAAAAAGAAGUAAUGUCCCAUUAAAAUAAAAUACACAAUAUAUUUGUUUGUCCAUCACUUUAAUUAAAAUUAAAAAAGAUUGUGUAACUAAAUAAAAUUUGGUAUUAAAUUCAAAUUGAAUGCAUUAUAAUACUCUUGCAGUAAAUACAGUUUUCAUAGCAAAACUAACAGCAACAUAUAAAUUACUACAAUAGAUUUAUGUACAUCGCAUAAGUGGUGAAUAAAAUUGAUUGUAUUCUAUGUUCUAUGUGUUCCGAAAUCGUCUUUUUCUAUAAGUGCUAAAUAUUUCACUUACAUUUUUGAGAAAAUAAAAUUCAAAUAAAAACAAAAACAAAAAAAACUUCAACAAAAUUAACCAACUUUUCAUCUUCAUCACGAUCUUCAUAUUAUCUUCAUCGUCAUCAUCAGCAACAGCAAAGCUAUAAUUAAAGCAACUGAAGUUUACCAGCAGCAUCAAAAUCGUUUCAAUCGCAGUCGAAACUUGUGGCAUCAAUAAUCGAUCACCGAUCUUAUCGGGCAACCUUGCAAAUGGGAACUAAUUCAGGAGCAACAACUGGUAUUAAUAAUAAACCGGGUACAGGCGCCGGUGGUGGAGUUGUUGUUGGCGGUGGAACAGGUGACGACGGCAACGGUGGCGGCGGCCAAAAUAACCAACAAACCACCCCGCAGUAUACGAUACCGGGAAUACUGCAUUUCAUAGAGCAUGAGUGGGCGCGUUUCGAGUUGGAGAGAUCGCAAUGGGAUGUCGAUAGAGCUGAGUUACAGGCUCGUAUAUCAAUGCUACUUGGUGAGCGGAAAGGCCUCGAGAGUCUUAAAUCCGAUUUAAUACGUCGAAUUAAAAUGCUGGAAUACGCUCUAAGGCAAGAACGUGUUAAAUUUCAUCGUCUUAAAUAUGGCACUGAUCCGCCCCAGUUAAUGAACGAACUGAAACCGCCAACCGAUGAGACGGGCAUUGGCAACGAAGUCGCACCCGACUCUGAGGUACCAUACAGUUCGGUCUCAAAUACAACAUGGCGACAGGGCCGUCAAAUGUUGCGACAAUAUUUGCAAGAGAUCGGCUACACAGACAACAUUAUCGAUGUCCGUUCGAAUCGUGUCCGUUCACUAUUAGGCCUAAAUAAUAAUUCCGAACAAGAGGAAAAUGUUAGCCCCAAUAUAAAUGGGAAUGAAAAUAACAAACGCGCCUCUGAGUCUGAAGAUAUUUUUAAUAUUUCAGGUCGACGUACACCCGCCAAAAAAGCACAACAAAUGAACGAUGCCAUGAUGCUAGAGACCGAAGCCGCCGUCAUGGCUAACUUUGAGUUCUUGGCCCAAACAGAAAUGUCCGAUGAUGAUGAAAUAAAUGAUGACCUCGAGAUGAUGGCCGUCGAUAAUGAUGAAUCCGAUGUAAAGACCACAAAACGAAACAAGGGCAAGGACAUGAUAAAGACUGAAGAUAUUGAUGCCGAGGUUGGGGAGCAGAUUCUGAAUGAUAUAAAUCUAUUAACUGAAGGAUACUCCAAUACUGACUCUACACGACGCAAUCUUAUCUCCGGAGAUGAAGAAGUGGACGCUUCGCUGGGCCUUGGUGAAUUGGCACAACUCACAGUUAAUAACGAGGCUGAGAGUAAUUAUGACGUGGCAAAUGCGAAAGACAGUGCUUAUCGGAAAACCUGGAAUGCCAAAUACACCCUUCGAUCACAUUUCGAUGGAGUACGUGCGUUGAUUUUCCAUCCCGAAGAACCAGUUUUGAUUACCGCCUCUGAAGAUCAUACUCUAAAGCUGUGGAACCUGCAGAAAACUGUACAAGCCAAAAAGUCUGCUAGUCUCGACGUCGAACCGCUGUACACUUUUCGCGCUCACACCGGCCCCGUCUUGUGCCUGGCAAUGUCGGCUAACGGUGACACAUGCUAUUCAGGUGGUCUAGAUGGCAAAAUUGAAUGCUGGAAACUGCCAAGUUCGAGUAUCGAUCCAUAUGAUUGCUAUGAUCCACAAGUGCAUGCGGCAACUCUUGAUGGCCACACAGAUGCUGUAUGGGGUCUAACCACCCACCAAGGUAAUAUUGUAUCGUGCUCAGCGGAUAGUACGGUGAAACUUUGGUCACCAAAGGCCAAAGAGCCACUACUAAAGACAUACGCAUCCGAAGCCGAAGGUAUCCCUAGCUCUGUGGACUUCGUUCGCAAUGAGGCUGGUCACAUUGUGGUAGCCUAUCAAAGUGCUCAUUGUAUCAUCUAUGACACAGAGACGGGCAAGCAAAUUAUAAAACUAGAGGCUGCCACCGAAAUGUCUGGCAAUACGGGUAAAUUUAUUAACAAAGUUGUUAGCCAUCCGACGCUUCCGAUCACAAUAACCGCACACGAAGAUCGUCACAUUCGUUUCUGGGACAACACUACCGGCACUUUGGUGCAUUCGAUGGUUGCUCAUUUGGAGCCGGUCACAAGUUUGGCCAUUGAUUCACACGGAUUGUAUCUAUUAUCCGGAUCACAUGACUGUUCGAUACGCCUGUGGAAUUUGGACAACAAGACAUGUGUGCAAGAGAUCACAGCGCACCGCAAGAAAUUCGACGAAAGUAUAUUUGACGUGGCCUUCCAUGCCACAAAACCGUAUAUAGCGAGCGCAGGAGCGGAUGGCCUAGCAAAGGUAUUCGUCUAGGAAGCAUUUUCAUUUUUACAAUUAUACAUAUUAUAUAUAUAAAUAUUAAUUAUACUAUAAACUAUGUUAUGAAAAAAAAAAAAAAAAUCCCCAUCAGAUGAAAAGAAAAGGAAAAGCAAAUUAAUUAGUUAUUUUUUAGAUAUAACAAAAGCAUCUAUAUAUUAAAAUAAUGAUAAAAAAAAAAACAAUUAAAAUCAUAUUAAAUUAUAUACAAAUUAAAAAGUAAUAAUAUGUAAAAAACAAAAAAAAAAAACAACAACAAAAAAAAAUCAAUAAAAAAAAAUUAAAUAAAAUAAAAAAAUUAUGAUGGAAAAUUUAAUUAAUUAUAUAGAUGGUAAACAAAAAGAAGUAGUUGCACAGCAUUUGGAAUCACAUGCGAGAUCAUUUAAAAGUAGUAAUACUAGUGGAAGAAGUAAUAAAAGAGAGAUAAAGAAGAAAGGCGCGAAUUUUUUGAUAUGCAUGUAAUCGAAACAAUUCUUUUUGCUUUUAAAUAUAAAACAAAAUCAUAGAAAAAAUAUACAUAAAUAUCUUUUUUGCUGGGCUUGAACAAGUUUUUUGCUUUUUUUAAAAAAAUUUUUGUUUUACUAUUUUUCAUAAGCAAGCAAAAUUUUUUUUAUUAAAAUAUGAAAACAAUAUAAUUUUUGAAUAUUUUUUCCCAAGAGAAUCUCAAAACAAAAUUGUUUUUUAUAUUUUUAUUGACUGAGAACUGGUUAAUUUUUUUGAAAUACAAUUUUUUUUAGACAAGAGGACAGACUCCAAAAUUUUGACAAAAAAGAAAACAUUUUUAAAUAUAUGGAAGUAAGUUAAUGACUGUAUUAAUUAACAACAACAACUAUGCGUAAUAAUUUUUUAAGUGCAUAGUUUUCAAAUCAAGCCUUGAAUAAAGCAAUAUUUAGAAAUUCAUAAACAAAUAAAAAAACGUUCAAUGUAAUUAAAAGGGUGUAUUUAAUUAAUUUAACAAAGAAAAAACAAAAACCAUAACAACAUCAACAUAAAAAAAAACACUUACCUCUUCCAUGUUGCAAUGUAGUGUUAGUCCAAGUCCCAUUUCGAUGUCAAGCUGUCUAUAUUUUAGUUUGUUUGUUGCAUCGUUCGGUAUCCGUUAGUUAAAAUAAAAAUGUUUGCAAGGACUUGUAUGAAUUUAUCACAAAACAUUUAAAAUUAUCGACUUUUGAAAAAGUACUCAAGAUUAUCAACUGUGCACACCACAUAGUAGUAGACGCAAAAACAUUGUUAUGGUCCAACAUAUUAGAAUGCAAAAUAAUCAUUACAUUAUUGAUUGGUAAAUUUUGGAAAACUUAAGAGCUGACGAACUCGCUGUAGCAUCUAUCUAAACUAAGUAGGUAAAAUAGGUUUUGAGGUUAAGCGCAAUUUUUGUUCCAUAUUGGUUAUGGAAGACAUGAGUAUUUGGGGUAUUUUCAUACCUGUUCGGCCUAGUUACCCAGGUGUUUGAAUCUAUGGUGUAUUAGUGCAUUGCGACUGCCUAGAAUGUCUGGUGUUUCUUCCUGUUCAUUGCAGAAUUUACAUGUUGCACUAUUUAGUAGGCCCAAAAUGCUUACAGUGGCCCGUGAGGAGACCUGUGAUUAUCCUGAGGAUAGAAGUCCAGACUAGAGGCUAAACUAUAAUAGGUAUAAGCUCGCAUUGGCUUAUGUCAAAAUGGCAUGUGCCAUACAGGGUUAUAGGCUACGCGUGGUUCGUUCAACUUUCGUUAAGCAUAUGCCAUACGCUUUGAACCGUAAGCCGUGUGUAAAACGGGGUGGGAGACUUAUUUUAAUGUUCACUUAAUAGUUAGAUCGAUAAACAAAGUGACGAUUAAAGAAAAACUAUGUAUUUUAAAACUAUUUUUGUGUAAUUCAACGUGGAUUUUUACACGAAUGAUGGAAAAUAAAAAUAUACACUGUGUGUAGCUCAUGCGAGCUCAUGCCUCGGGUCUUAAGUGCUCUUACAUUCGGUAUGGUUUGGUUUUUGGUUUUUAAAGCAGAAGUCGUCAGUUAGUUUUUUCAUUUCCAUUUAAACUCGAAAUGGAAACAAUUUUAUUUUAUCGAUAUUGCAUCCAUUUAUUUUCGAAGUUUAAAUAAAAAAAAAAAAAUGAUAAAUUAAUCAUUAAACAAUGUCACUCGAUUUCUGGAACCUUGCUCUUUGAAGCUAUGGCUGGAGUUCAGAAAUACUUGGCUGGAGCUUUUUGUCUAUUCGUGUGAUAUGGCGGAGCCAAUGUAAAUGUAAUUCCACAAAUUGCUUCAUUUUAUAGAAUAGUUGUAUUUCAUAAGGUUAUUUGAAUAGAAAUCAAUGAUAUUAAAUUCCUUAGAAAACAAACAAGUUAUUUAAAGAGCUAUUAUCUUUAUUUAAACAUCUAGAAGAAGUGUUUGCUCCAUCCGAAGUAAAAAAGAUUAAAAUGAACUGGGACUGGAAAUUCAACUGUAAACUUUUGGGAGUUUAUCCUUGCGAAACAUUCGUUUAGACAUUUUGAAUUUAGUUAAAUUUCUUUUAAUAUCACAAAUGUUUCUUUGUACGGUAGGUUUUCUAUGAAGUCCUUAAAGACAAUUUGUAUGAAAUUUCCCAUUAUGACCGAAUUCUGUGAUUGUUUUUAUCGGAAUUUGUAUUCGAAAUCUACUAGACGAAUGGAAUUCGUGAUGAAACCGAGUAUUUAUUCAGUUUAAAAUGUGUUGCCUAGAGUUAGGAGCUCUGCAAGAACCACAACUUAAAUUGUUUUCAACGAAGCCCUACUAUCUACCACGUAUUUAACCCAAAAAAUGCAAACCAAGUUGACCAUGUUUAAAUGUGUAUGGAAGGAAAUGUAAAUUAUACAAUACAUAUUUUGGAAAAGUUGGGCCAUGUGUAUAAAUUGAAUUUGAUCCUAACAACUAUGCUAGA